AUGUCUGCUCUUCGCACUGCUGCUGCAAACCAAACUCACCAUCUCAAGAGAUUAGGUGCUCGCUAUCAAUCACAAUUGGUAAAAACCGAAUUUGAAGCUGAACGUCAAGCUGUCAAAGUACAUGCUGCUGAAUCUGCCGAGACUUGGAAAAAAAUUACACUCUAUGUUUGUAUUCCUGCAUUAAUGGCUGCUGGCUAUAAUGCAUACAAUCUAUACAACAAGCAUUACGAGCACAUGAAGGAACAUCCAAUGGUAUGGGUCAAGUAUCCAUACAUUAAUUACAGAGGAAAGGAUUUCUUUUGGGGAAAGAACUCUCUCUUCUUCAACCCAAAGACCAACCUUGACGCUAACGAGGAAUAA
Messenger RNA from Mucor velutinosus, 360 nucleotides. RefSeq lists its product as uncharacterized. Bases 1 to 360 code for a protein of 119 amino acids. Gene Ontology annotation, molecular function: enzyme regulator activity. The record is from RefSeq and is a predicted model, not a curated record. The transcript is spliced from 4 exons. Gene Ontology annotation, biological process: mitochondrial electron transport, cytochrome c to oxygen. Lineage: Eukaryota; Fungi; Mucoromycota; Mucoromycetes; Mucorales; Mucoraceae. Gene Ontology annotation, cellular component: mitochondrial inner membrane.